AACUCAACAUUCAAACGCUAUCACAUUUUCAUAGACCGCAUCCGCUAGUCAACUCACCGCUUUCCAGUGCAGACCACAUCCAGAAUGCCGGUAGCAGCCUUCGCAGGCCCCGUCCACGUCUCCCAUCACCCCGGUACGCCAUCGCUGCGCGCAGUAUGCCGACGCCCUCCAAGAUUCUCCGCCUCCGCACCCGUUCGGCGUCCCGAAAACGCACCAGGAGAUCUCUACGUCGAUUCGAGCUGCAUAGACUGCGACACAUGCAAAUGGCUAGCCCCGCAAAUAUUCCACUCGUCUCACGGCCAAUCUGCCGUGUACAACCAGCCGACCACCCCCGACGCUCAGCUCAUCGCUCUGCAGGCUGCCGUCGCCUGUCCGACGGGCUCCAUCCGCACCACAAAGCCAUCUCGUAUUGCUCGCGAUGCACGGAGCUCCUUCCCACUCGCUAUGCCAAACACACUUGAGUCCACCACCGUACCGGACGUGUUUUACAACGGCUUUGCGUCCCCGGAUACCUUUGGCGGUGCCAGCUGGUUGGUCAUUCAGAGAGGCGAUGAUCCGUGCGUCAUUAUGUUUGACUGUCCGAGGUUUUUCAAGCCUCUGUCAAAGGCUAUAAAGAAGAUGGCGGAGCCCCUUGGAGGCAUCCGUUAUUUGGUUCUGUCGCAUCAGGAUGAUGUAGCUGGACAUGCGAAAUGGGCGAGCGAGCUCGGCGCGGAGAGGGUCAUACAUAAAAGAGAGUGCAAUGAGCGCCAAGGAACAACCGCGUGCGAGGUGCAGUUGGAAGAUGCUAACUUUCCGUACACGUUAAUGGAGGGCGUUGAGCUGAUCCAUGUGCCGGGACACACUAGCGGAUCGAUUGCGAUGCUGCACCGUGGAACGCAGAGCUUGUUCACAGGGGAUCACAUAUUUUACUCGCAGCGAGAGGAUAGACUAUGCGGAGCAAGAUACAUUAUGCAUUCAAGGGAAGAACUCGUUAAAUCGGUGGAAAAGCUCGUGAAUAUUCCGUUCCUGCACGGGUGGCCAGGGCAUGGCGGACACUUUCACUUUAGCGAUGAGGAAGAUCGGAUAACGCAGAUCACAUCGGCAGUGAAGUUUAUGAGAGAUAGUUGGAAACCUUGGUGAGCCUGAGCGCGUCCUUAGGCACGGGUGUGUGGAACUGCAGUUGCGCGAGAACUGCUAUAAACGGUAGAAGACGCAUCAUGUUCCCAGUGAUGCUUGCAUCAAGUGUGCGGCCCAUAUAUGCCUAGUCCGUAGGGCGAUGUUAAGACCAACGAGUAUUACUGUCAACUGCUCUUUAGAUAGGAGAUCUACUGCGAUUCCCGUCGGUAUGGUACAUAGUCUAGUCCAUGUCUUCUAUCAUACCCAUUGGUAUCACUAGAACGCUGAGCAGUCCCAGAAUGUUGUGUGCCAUGUAGGGUAGAAGAUGUAAACGUAACCGUAAACCGAGUGCAAACACCAUGCGAAGA
This is a messenger RNA of Chondrus crispus (carragheen), 1463 nucleotides long. RefSeq lists its product as hypothetical. Bases 85 to 1119 code for a protein of 344 amino acids. The transcript has 4 exons. Lineage: Eukaryota; Rhodophyta; Florideophyceae; Gigartinales; Gigartinaceae. The record is from RefSeq and is a predicted model, not a curated record.